CCCGCGCGGCCCCGGCUGCCGCUGCGGCGGCGGCUCGCGCACUUCACCUGGGCGUGGUACACGCUGACCAUGUCGACGGGCGGGCUGGCGCUGCUGAUCGACGCGCAGCCGCACCAGUUCCCCGGCCUGCGGCAGAUCGGGCUGGCCGUGUACGCGCUCAUCGCGGCGCUGUUCGCGCUGGUCACGUCCGCGCUGGCCGCCCGCUUCGCCCUCUUCCCCGGCCUGCUCGCCGCCUCGCUCGCGCACCCGCGCGAGGGCUUCUUCUUCCCGACCGCGUUCCUCUCGCUGGCCACGCUGAUCACGUCGACGCAGCGGUACUGCGUGCGCGCCGACGACGCGGACCCGGAGGCGCCCGGCGCGCUGCUGUGGGCGAUCCGCGCGGCCUUCUGGGCGUACGUGGCGCUGGCGACCGGCGUGGCCGUCGGCCAGUACAGCUACGUGUUCGCGGCGCACCGCCUCGGGCUGCAGGCCAUGAUGCCGACCUGGAUCCUGCCCAUCUUCCCCAUCAUGCUGUCGGGCACCAUCGCGAGCGUCGUGUCCGAGACGCAGCCCGCGGCGGCGCGCGUGUCCAUCGUCGUGGCCGGCCUGACCUGCCAGGGGCUCGGGCUGGCCGUCGCCUCCAUGAUGUGCGCGCACACGGUCGGCCGCCUGAUGCAGUCGGGCCUGCCGCACCGCGAGCACCGCCCGGGCCUGUUCGUGUGCGUCGGCCCGCCCGCCUUCACCGCGCUGGCCCUCAUCGGGCUCGCGCUCGGC
Molecule: messenger RNA, 753 nt
Organism: Thermothielavioides terrestris NRRL 8126
Lineage: Eukaryota; Fungi; Ascomycota; Sordariomycetes; Sordariales; Chaetomiaceae
Exons: 1
Biological process (GO): malate transmembrane transport
Cellular component (GO): membrane
Molecular function (GO): malate transmembrane transporter activity
Source: RefSeq, a predicted model, not a curated record